Messenger RNA from Eurytemora carolleeae, 645 nucleotides. RefSeq lists its product as uncharacterized. The record is from RefSeq and is a predicted model, not a curated record. The transcript has 2 exons. Bases 70 to 465 code for a protein of 131 amino acids. NCBI's taxonomy places the organism in Eukaryota, Metazoa, Arthropoda, Copepoda, Calanoida, Temoridae.
UACUCCAUACUGUACUCAUUCACUUCUACUCCUCCAUUGAACAACUCCAGGACUCCAUUAUACAAUAUCAUGAGUAGAGAAACAUAUUCGGGAGUCUUUGAUCCAAGGGAGUACAAAAAGACUGAUACUGAAUGGGCUCGACGCAGGAAACCUGAGUUCCUUGGUCCAGGAAAAAUACAUUAUACAAGAGAAGUUGUCCGAGACAUUCCUCAGAAUCAAGAUCAAAGGGGGCAGUAUCAGGACCAAAGCGGCCAAAAUCCGAACGUCGGCUAUACCGGUCAAAAUCUAAGAGGAGCGAAUGAUUAUCAAGAAAUUGAAAUUCGUCAGGAUGGCCAGGAGGUACGUCGUGGAGUUAGAGGUCAGGGGGGUGGUCAGGGGGGUGGAGUUGAAAUCAAGAUCCAAAGGAACCCUGAUCAGGGUAUGUGGCCAAGAAAACUAAAAUCUGACCUCACUAGGCUGUACUAAUUUUUUUGUGACGAAAAUCCAUUUUAAAAUAUCAGAAUUUGUAAAAUUUUAGAAUUCGUUGGUGGUUAAUUUAUUUUAUAAUCAAAUAUUAAUCUGUAAUCAAAAUUAUUUUUUUGUUUGUAUUCCCUUAAAUUGUAAGCUAAAAUUGUUUUAGUGUAAAUAAAUGCAUACAAAAAUGGA